Molecule: messenger RNA, 978 nt
Organism: Ceratitis capitata (Mediterranean fruit fly)
Lineage: Eukaryota; Metazoa; Arthropoda; Insecta; Diptera; Tephritidae
Gene: Ctr1B
Product: high affinity copper uptake protein 1
Exons: 2
Coding region: 324-857 (177 amino acids)
Biological process (GO): copper ion transmembrane transport
Cellular component (GO): membrane
Molecular function (GO): copper ion transmembrane transporter activity
Source: RefSeq, a predicted model, not a curated record
AGCCUCAACUGGCUACUGUAAAAACCAGUACAGGUCUCACUCUCGCUCAACGUGUGCUGAGUAAGCUCCAUUAGACACAAUAUCUCGCCCUCUGUGAGACUCAGACGAUUAAAGCAAGAUUAGUUGACCACAGCACAGUGACUAGGAAUAAGGUGGUGUACCGCAUAUUUUCUGGGUGUGUACGAGUACUCACAGAAACCUGCAUGUGCAAUUUGUAAAAAAAAAAAAUUAACUUUUUUUUUUGGUUGAGUUCAGUUUACCUGCAAUCCGUAUUGUAUUUUCAAUAGUAUUAAAGAAAAAAAAAUUGAUUAAAUUUGAUCAAAAUGGAUAUGGGUCAUAUGCAUGAUAAUGCUACCGCAGUGAAGGCAUCUUGCCCAAUGAUUAUGGUGUUCCACGGAGGCCAUUGUGAACGGAUAUUGUGGAGGAGUUGGGUGGCCAGCACAGUUGUAGAGUUUGGCUUCUCUUGUCUCGUCUGGUUUUUCAUUGCUUUUCUUUAUGAAGCAUUGAAAUUUCUGCGUCAGCAAUUACAUAAGCGCUCAGCACAAAAAUCAGCUGAACGUAUGUCAAUGGAAGUGGAAGCAAGACGUGCCGCUCACCCACCUGGAUGUCCGCAAGCGCCAUCCCCUUUGCCGGAGAUUAAAGGCAAAACUUAUGGUGAACACCUCUUUUCAUCGGAUCACAUUAUACAAUCGCUACUCAAUGUUGUGCAAAUAAUCAUAUCCUACUUGUUGAUGUUGGUUUUUAUGAACUUUAACUAUUGGUUGUGCUUGUCCAUGAUAUUGGGUUUAGGUUUCGGUUACUUUUGUUUCGGUUGGAUACGGCAUGAAGGUGUCAAUGGCACGGAAUGUUGCAAUUGAGGUUUUAAAGUAACUAAAUAUCGAGCAAUUAAAUUCAGUGGAAAUAAAUGUUGUUUUAUAUAAAUGUUGUUGGUUCUUAAGUAUGUAUACUGUUAUAUAAAUUGUUUGCAUGAAAUACUAA